GCGGGCGCCGGGGCUCGGGUCCCGCGGGGCUGAGGAGGCCUCGGCCUGACGCCGGCCACUCAGCGGCGAGAGAGCGGUCACCCGGGCGGCGGCGUCCUGGAGACCCCGGAGAGAUGGAAGCGGCGGCGGCGCCGGCGGCGGCCGAGGCGGCGAUGCACGAGGAGCUAGAUAUGGAUGUCAUGAGGCCCUUGAUAAAUGAGCAGAAUUUUGAUGGGACAUCAGAUGAAGAACAUGAACAAGAGCUCUUACCUGUGCAGAAGCAUUACCAACUUGAUGAUCAAGAGGGCAUUUCAUUUGUCCAAACUCUUAUGCAUCUACUUAAAGGAAAUAUUGGAACUGGCCUUUUAGGACUUCCAUUGGCAAUAAAAAAUGCAGGCAUAGUGCUUGGACCAAUCAGCCUUGUAUUUAUAGGAAUUAUUUCUGUUCACUGUAUGCACAUAUUGGUACGUUGCAGUCACUUUCUAUGUCAGAGGUUUAAAAAGCCAACAUUAGGUUAUAGUGACACUGUGAGUUUUGCUAUGGAAGUAAGUCCUUGGAAUUGUCUUCAGAAGCAAGCAUCAUGGGGGCGGAGUGUGGUUGAUUUUUUUCUGGUGAUAACACAGCUGGGAUUCUGUAGUGUUUAUAUUGUCUUCUUAGCUGAAAAUGUGAAACAAGUUCAUGAAGGAUUCCUGGAGAGUAAAGUGUUUGUUUCAAAUAAUACCAAUUCAUCAAGUCUGUGUGAGAGAAGAAGUGUUGACUUAAGGAUAUAUAUGCUUUGCUUUCUUCCAUUUCUAAUUCUUUUGGUCUUCAUUCGUGAGCUAAAGAAUUUAUUUGUACUUUCAUUCCUUGCCAACGUUUCCAUGGCUGUCAGUCUUGUGAUAAUUUACCAAUAUAUUGUUAGGAAUAUGCCAGAUCCCCACAACCUUCCAAUAGUGGCUGGUUGGAAAAAAUACCCACUCUUUUUUGGGACUGCUGUAUUUGCUUUUGAAGGCAUAGGGGUGGUUCUUCCACUAGAAAAUCAAAUGAAAGAAUCCAAACGCUUUCCCCAGGCAUUGAAUAUUGGCAUGGGAAUUGUUACAACUUUGUAUGUCACAUUAGCUACUUUAGGAUAUAUGUGUUUCCGUGAUGAAAUCAAAGGCAGCAUAACUUUAAAUCUUCCACAGGAUGUAUGGUUAUAUCAAUCAGUGAAAAUUCUGUAUUCCUUUGGCAUUUUUGUGACAUAUUCAAUUCAGUUCUAUGUUCCAGCAGAGAUCAUUAUCCCUGGAAUCAUAUCCAAAUUUCAUGCUAAAUGGAAGCAAAUAUGGGAACUUGGGAUAAGAUCCUUCUUAGUUAGUAUUACUUGUGCUGGAGCAAUUCUCAUUCCUCGGUUAGACAUUGUGAUUUCCUUCGUUGGAGCUGUGAGCAGCAGUACAUUGGCCCUCAUCCUACCACCUUUGGUUGAAAUUCUUACCUUUUCUAAGGACCAUUACAAUAUAUGGAUGGUCCUGAAAAAUAUUUCUAUAGCAUUUACUGGAGUUGUUGGUUUCUUAUUAGGUACAUAUGUAACUGUUGAAGAAAUUAUUUAUCCUACUCCUAAAGCUAUACCUGACUCUCCACAAAGUCCCUCUCUAAAUUUUAAUUCAACAUGCUUAGCUUCUGGUUUAAAAUAGGGGAUGAAGAAUUGUACGUCUUUUACUUUGGUUUUAAUUCUGAAAACAAUUAAUAUAGAAAUUAGUGAAAUGCAUUGCCACAUACUUAAAAAUAGUACCAAACUCUCUUUUGUUUUACCACAAUAUUGAUAGUUUGGUAUAAUUGAUAAUUCUUUACCAAUAGUAGUAAACUGUAAUAGAACCUUGGUUUUAAGUAUUAGCAAUAUUUUUUUAAAAACUUAUUUUUGAAAAUUAAAAUAUAAAAAUUAAGGGAUAGAAAUGUUUCUGUUGUUCUUCCUCUCAAUAAGAAAUACUUAAACCAAGAUUUCUUUUACCUUGAUGCUAGUGUUUUGCCACCUUGUUGAAGAGAGAACAGAAUUUCAACAAGAAGAGAAAUAAGGGCAUACAUACAAAAAUCUCUCCCCAGGCCUUCCCAGUGAUUGCCAAAGCAAACUUCAUGUUAAUGCAAAAAACAAACAAACAAACAAAAAACAAACAAAAAAACCCACUUUGAUUACAUUUUUAUUAUACAAAUACUCCUGGAAACAGAAAACUUCUGUUAACCAUAAUGUAAGCAGCAGAAAAUCCCAAAAAUCCGGAAUUAUUUUUACAUGACACCAUUAUGGUAGUUGAUCUUCAUAACCACAUCAAGAGGCACUGUGUAAAAUUCUGACUUAAACAGUUUGAGUCAGAUUUCAAAGGGAUUCUAAAGGUUACUGGUACAGCUCCCUUAUUUCUCAUGGAGGAAAUGAAUGCACAGAAAGGUUAAAAGUUCAUUGGUCAAGAAUAUGUAGCCUUAUGAUAAGAGAACCUGAUUUUCUGACUCUUAGACUAGGAUUUUUAAAAAUUCUCACAUUACAUUCAAGAGAAAGAAUAACUUAUGUUCAGUUGAACUUUAAUGUUGGGACUAUUUCAUGAUAUUUUGAUACUUUGAGAGUGGGAGUAUGAUCUAUGAACAGUAUAUGUGACCUGAGCAGAAAAUUGGAGAACUCUAGAAGCCUGUUCUAUGGUUGGAUAAGUCUCAACAAGAAAAAGAAGCAUGUUCUUUUAAAUCAGAACAGAAACCACUUGCUUGCCUCGCUGUUGGUUGGCGGAAUGUACCCAGCUAUGCUAUUUGUGUCUUGCACUUUCCUCAUUGUGUGUGUGUGUGUUUUGUUUUGUUUUGUUGUUUGUUUCCUUUCCUUGGUUUUGUAGGCACUGUUUUCCUUAAUGGCAGAAAAUAGAUAUCUGACAAAAACAGGAUAUAUGGACUCUUUCAGCCCUGUGGUUUUCCUUUUCACAGCCUUUUAUUGAUCUGAACAAGCAGAAUGAAAGAACCAUGAGGGACUUGUGCUUAGGAAAAAUCAAACCGAUAAUAAAUUGUCUACUAGAUAUUAAGGCACUCCAGGCUUCUUCCAGAGAAAUACCUUCUAUUAACUCCAUAUUUUUCAAGCCCACUCAUUAACCAAAGGAGAAUCUCAGUUGAAGAGGAAGAGAAAAUUGUUAAGUUAAAAACAUUAAGAAUAGAAUUGUCUCCUGAUUUUUCAAAGAGUUUGUACUUUAAAACAUGAACUUUUACCAUGAGCCAGGUGAUACUCUAUAAUUUGUAAUAUAUUUAAACAUAUUGUCAAGAUCACUGUAAAUAUUCUCUAUUUUUGUAUUUCAUUGUUAACUUAGUCCAAGUAUUUUUGCUUACAUCAUUAACUUGUCAUCAACUACUAGCCUAGAGAUACAGCAGAAGCUUUGUUUUGGUACAAAUUCAUAAGAAUCAAAAAUUUUUGUCACGCUUGCAUUAGAUAUCAACUGUAAUUGUGAUACUUUUAUAUCAAAUCUGUUACUUUCAUCAUACUAACAGAAUGUGGUUGGAGUUACAGGAAAAAUAGUACUAACUAGAAUGAAUAUAAUCUUGAAUCUAAGAAUAAAUUAGGUGUUUAAAAUUUUAUAAUGAUAUAAAAUGGGUUAAAAUCAUUAUUUAAUGGAAAGAAAUAUUAGGUUUUUGUCAGCUGUCUUCAGAUAAUAUUUCAGUCUUUGUGUGUGAUUUUCUUUUUAUAUAUUGAUGCGUUUUAUUUUCCUUAGGGAAUUGAUCAAAUGCAAUACAAUUUUGCAUAGUUGAUCAUAGUAAUAAAUUUCCAAUUUAGUACAAGCACAUUGUGAACAACCUGUCAACUAGGCUUUAUCUUAUGCAGUAAGCAUGGUGAAUCGACAUCUAAUACUAAGUUCACUGAAUUAACAAUACCUUAAAUACAAGAAAAAAUUGAAAUAGAGAAAUUCUUUGAUUCUUCAGAAGAGACACACACAAAGUGUAAAUGCACUUAAUUAAGGAUUUUUUUGUUCUCUUUUAUUUUCAAGAUAAUCAGUGUAUUUUUCUCUGAAAAUUUGGUUAUAAUGAGUUAAAUAUUAGGAAACCUUUGGGGAAGAUACUUUGAAUAUUCCACUGUGCUAUUCCUUGAGGGGGCCUGGAGAAAUGAGAGUUCUUGCAUCUGUCAGAUUUUGUAUCUGGUCCCUUUUGGUCCAUCACACUAUGGCUAAACCACCUUCAGUGUUUAUUGGGCACUACAGUGAAUAACUCCUCUGUGAAUGUUAGUUCAUGUGCUUUUUCUACUUGAUGAGAGGGAAAAAGAAAAACUGUUUACCUCUGAUGAGCUUUGUGCUAAGUCAGUUACUGUUCCUACAUCCAGAUAGUUUCAUCAGAAUCCACAUUGGCUUGUCAAAACACUGGCUCCUAGACAUUUUUAAUCAGAGGGUCUUUUCUCUAAGUGGCUUUUCUUGGUUAAAGACCAGUAUAGAUGGUUUACAUCAGAUGAAAAACAAGUAGUGCAUUGGCAAAUGCCACAUUAUGCCUUUUUUUGUUGUUACCCAAUCAUCUUCAAUGCUUUUUUCAUUAAAAAAUUAAGAAGCCUCUACUUGCCUCAGAGAAAUUGAAGAUACUGUGUACCAUGAAAGAUGGAUUCCAUGAAGGCUAGAGCCUAAGGAAGGAAGGUCACUGUAUAACUGCAGUACAAGGCACUGAGAUCAGCUGUGAUUCAGUUCUCCAGCACGGAGCCACUCUCUGAGAUUGGUGAUCCUUCAGGAAGGCUUGAUGUUGAAGCAACACAUUGUGAACUGGGUUUUAAAGGACAGGUAGGAGUCUCCCUGUGGUGCAACCACAUAUAGCACUAUGCUCUUUUGCCUGCCCUGGAAACAGCGUGUCAGCAUUCCCCAAGCCACAGAGGAAAUUGAAUUCUCCUUUAUUAAAACCAUUUCUGUCCCUUUCUUAGAAAAUAAGCUUACAUUUUUACAACCUCUUUAUGACAGUGUAUAUGUUGCAAAUUUCCUAACAGGGUCCAAUUUUAGUAUUUUCAUAAUGGUUAUAUAAAGGUUCUUUAACUGCAACGUACUAGAAAAUGCAAAUUAAAGUUAUGUAUUAGAGCCAUUUCUAUCUGUGGCAAAACACAGAUCAUACUACAGCUUUCCUGUAAUAAUUGACAUUGCAGAUGUCAAUACAGCAUUUGUUUAUUGAUGGUGUGUACCCAAAGUAGGUCUUACCCUCACUUUUUUUUUCAUUUAAAAAGGAGAAGAUACAGAAUAAAUCUAAUAAAUCUAUUAUUUAUAUAAUACCAGUGGCUUAACGAAUGCUAUCUGAUGAGGUGCAUAACUGUUUGGUUUGAAUUUUUAAAAAUGGAUCAAUUUUGAUUUUUUCCCACUCAGCUACCUUCUUCUUCUUAAGAAAAUUCGUGAAAUUUUCUAACAAGUUGCUUCCUAGCAAUUGGCUGGUUGUAAAGGUUAAUUCUUUGCCUGUAUUAUGCUUGAUCUUGUUUAUGUCAGCAGCAUUUAGUAGGCUAAAUAAUUCUCUGAAACUGGUUGGUUUGAACCAAGGAUAUAGGCAAAUGUGCCUAAAACUGACUAGAAAUGCCAUUUUAUUUCCCUAUGAUAAAUGAAGUGACAAACCACUCUGAUUUUUCAAGUCUCAUAUUAAAAUUAGCUAGUUGCUACUUGGCAUGCAUGCAUGCAAGGAUAGAGAGACGUAUAUAUCAGUAGUCUAUGUGAACCAGAUACAAAUACUAAUAGGUCAUUUAAAUUGGAUCCAGAGAGAAAUGUUGAAAAGAUCACUCUAAAACAUUGUAUUCAAGGUUUCUUGAUAACAAAUAGUAAAAUACAUGUUUAUACCCUGAAUAAAUUAAGCUGUAUAUUUUUAUCUUUUUCAAAAUGAUUUUGCUGGUUUAAAUGAAUAAUAAAUAUCAUUGCACUUUAACUUAUUUUCUU
This is a messenger RNA of Lepus europaeus (European hare), 5828 nucleotides long. It is a transcript of the gene SLC36A4, whose product is annotated as solute carrier family 36 member 4. Gene Ontology annotation, biological process: L-alanine transport; amino acid transmembrane transport. Gene Ontology annotation, cellular component: vacuolar membrane. The coding region runs from base 114 to 1628 and encodes 504 amino acids. Lineage: Eukaryota; Metazoa; Chordata; Mammalia; Lagomorpha; Leporidae. The record is from RefSeq and is a predicted model, not a curated record. Gene Ontology annotation, molecular function: L-proline transmembrane transporter activity; L-alanine transmembrane transporter activity. The transcript has 11 exons.